Messenger RNA from Rhodamnia argentea, 1004 nucleotides. Its product is annotated as 60S ribosomal protein L7-2. Gene Ontology annotation, biological process: maturation of LSU-rRNA from tricistronic rRNA transcript (SSU-rRNA, 5.8S rRNA, LSU-rRNA). Gene Ontology annotation, cellular component: cytosolic large ribosomal subunit. The transcript is spliced from 7 exons. The record is from RefSeq and is a predicted model, not a curated record. Lineage: Eukaryota; Viridiplantae; Streptophyta; Magnoliopsida; Myrtales; Myrtaceae. Gene Ontology annotation, molecular function: structural constituent of ribosome; RNA binding. The coding region runs from base 116 to 850 and encodes 244 amino acids.
AAAGAAAGGUACAAAACCCUAGUGACUCCGCCGAGAGAGAGAGAAGCAUUUGCUGUGCCCACCGCCGAGUCGCCUUCUUCGCUGUGCUACCGCGGGGUCCGGGCGUACCCGGGAAAUGGAUGUGGAAGAAGUCAAGGCCUUCAUUCCCGAGUCAGUGUUGAAGAAGCAGAAGAGAUGUGAGGAGUGGGCAUUGGCUAAAAAGCAGGAUCUUGAAACCACGAAGAAAAAGAAUGCUGAGAACAGGAAAUUGAUCUACAGCAGGGCAAAGCAAUAUGCCAAGGAGUAUGCCGAGCAUGAAAAGGAGCUGAUUCAAUUGAAGCGCGAAGCAAAGUUGAGAGGAGGAUUUUAUGUGGACCCUGAAGCUAAACUUUUGUUUAUCAUUCGCAUCCGUGGUAUCAAUGCCAUGCAUCCGAAAACGAGAAAGAUCUUGCAGCUAUUGAGACUGAGACAGAUCUUCAAUGGGGUGUUUCUUAAAGUCAAUAAAGCAACCAUGAACAUGCUUCACAGGGUUGAACCCUAUGUGACUUAUGGAUAUCCCAACUUAAAGAGUGUGAGGGAACUGAUAUACAAAAGGGGAUAUGGGAAGCUCAACAAGCAGAGAAUUGCUUUGACGGACAACGCCAUCGUCGAACAGGCUUUGGGUAAACAUGGAAUUAUAUGCACAGAAGAUCUCAUCCACGAGAUAAUGACGGUGGGACCUCAUUUUAGGGAAGCCAAUAACUUCCUAUGGCCCUUUAAGCUCAAGGCACCAUUGGGUGGACUCAAGAAGAAGCGGAACCAUUAUGUUGAAGGUGGAGAUGCUGGCAACCGUGAGAACUAUAUCAACGAAUUGAUCCGAAGAAUGAAUUAAGCUUUUUAUACCGUGAUCAAAUUCGAUGUGGAAUUUUGAACAUUUGGUUGGUUUUACAUUCAUUUUUGAGUUAAGACUGCUCAGUUUUGAAAUCAGACAGUCUUGAGUUGGAGAUCCUAUCCUAUGACAAUUCAGAUAACAUCAUUUGCUUUUC